AUGCACGGAUCAAAAAGGGAUAGAUUGAAAUCAGCCAAACAAAAACUGUUGGGCGCAUGUAUGAGUGAGAACUGGACCUGGGGCUGGGCUUGGCUGGCUGAGACGCCAAAAUCCGGACACACGGCGAUGCCGAGGCCUCGACUCACGACGAACAUGCAGGCCGUCAGGCAGGCAGGCAGGCAGGCAGACAGGCUGGAAGACGAGGAAUCGCGACCGGACGGCGAACAGGGUCCAGGCAGCUUGCUAGCCUUCCCGCGGAUGGUAACCUCCGGCGGGGGUCCGGCAUCCACCCGUGGGAUUUACUUGGGGGGUUUUUUUGUACCUCUCGUGUCGAUCGCAGCUAUCUCCUCCGAGGACGAGUUGGUUAACAUCUCCUGGGUGGUGGAUUGGUCUCGCCGAGUACCGUUGUUUUCAUACUAA
This is a messenger RNA of Aspergillus niger, 420 nucleotides long. RefSeq lists its product as hypothetical. Bases 1 to 420 code for a protein of 139 amino acids. The record is from RefSeq and is a predicted model, not a curated record. The transcript is spliced from 4 exons. NCBI's taxonomy places the organism in Eukaryota, Fungi, Ascomycota, Eurotiomycetes, Eurotiales, Aspergillaceae.